CCAAAUCUGUCAGGACGAUGAUUGUGUCACAAGGUUGUGUGAGUGAAGAGUAAUUAGUGAACAUGUCAAGUCCAAGACGUACUCCCAGGCGUAGUGCCCGAGGGUCUGAGGCAGACCAAGCCCCUAGAACCCCACAGCAGCCAGUGGAGCCACGAACUCCUAGUUCGCGCACCAGGCGUGGACCACGCACUCCUGCACGAGAGGACACAUCUCCACGUUCUGGUACACCAACCUCCACGCCACUCAGGUUUGGUGCACAGCGUGCACCUCCAACUGACCAGGAUAAUGUAGUGGUGGAGCCCUCGGACCCUCUGUCAAUCCCUCCAUCCUCUCCUGCGCAGAACAUUGGGGCACCAACCAGUCCUUUCGGCGUGGGAAUGAGUGAGAUUGACUUAAGCUCUCCUCUAAAUUAUGGCACUCCGAGCUCCAUGGGGUCUCUGCGCACCCCGAGAUCAGGUAUCCGAGGUACUCCUAUCCGGUUGCGGCCAGACAUCCGCACAGACAGACGAAUGCGACAAGUCAACGUUAAUUCAGAUCCAGUGGAUGUACCGGUUGACAGGAUUGCGUCAUCAGAGGGUGAAGGAGCAUCUCAGGGUCCGAACUUGGUAAUUUGGGGCACAGAUGUUGUGGUCAGCCGCUGCAAGGACAGAUUCAAACGGUUCAUACAAAACUUUUUAGAGACAGAGACUGAUGAGGAUGAGCAACCUGAGAACAGAGACACCAAUGAACCUCUGUACAUGCAGAAAUUGGAAGAGAUUCAUAUGCUGGAGGAACCAUUUUUGAACGUGAACUGUGGUCACUUAGAGACCUUUGACCCUGAACUGUACCGCCAGCUGGUCUGUUAUCCCCAAGAGGUGAUCCCAACUCUGGACAUGGCUGUUAACGAGAUGUUUUUUGAUCGCCAUCCUGCUGCAGUUCUUGAACAUCAGAUACAAGUCCGACCUUUUAAUGCUCAGAAAACCAAAAAUAUGCGCUUAUUAAAUCCAGAAGACAUAGACCAGCUGAUCAGUGUCAGUGGGAUGGUGACUCGGACAAGCAACAUCAUGCCAGAAAUGCGUGAAGCUUUCUUCAAGUGUAUGGUCUGUGCCAACACGGCGUCGGUGGAGAUUGAUCGUGGGCGUAUCGCUGAGCCAACCGUCUGCACACAGUGUAGCACCAAAUUCUGCUUCACCCUGGUCCACAACCGGUCUCAAUUUACAGACAAGCAGAUGGUCAAGCUGCAGGAGUCCCCAGACGACAUGCCAGCUGGUCAGACUCCACAUACUGUGGUCCUGUUUGCUCACAAUGACCUGGUAGAUGCAGUACAUCCUGGUGACAGAGUGACCGUGACUGGUAUCUACCGUGCAAUGCCAUUGCAAGUUAACCCGCGCAUGCGAAACGUGCGCUCAGUCUACCGUACCCACAUUGACGUGGUCCAUUUCCGUAAGACAGAUUCAAAGCGACUCUAUGAACAGGAGGAUGGGAAAGACCCGUUUCCCCCAGAGAGAGUGGAGUUGUUACAACAGCUUAGUCAGCAGGAAGACAUCUACGAGAGACUGGCCAGAGCCAUUGCACCCUCUAUCUACGAGAAUGAAGACAUCAAGAAGGGUAUCCUCCUGCAGCUGUUUGGAGGAACCAAGAAGGCAUUCAAGAAUUCAGGCCGGGCCAAUUUUCGGGCUGAAAUCAACAUUCUGCUAUGUGGAGAUCCAGGUACCAGCAAAUCGCAGCUGCUUUCGUAUGUGUACAACCUUGUGCCUCGCAGUCAGUAUACCAGUGGCAAGGGCUCAUCCGCUGUGGGUCUCACUGCGUAUGUGUCCAAGGAUCCAGAAACUCGCCAGCUCGUGCUGCAGACUGGAGCUCUUGUGCUAGCUGACAAUGGCAUCUGCUGCAUUGAUGAGUUCGACAAGAUGAAUGAUUCUACACGCAGUGUGCUUCAUGAGGUGAUGGAACAGCAAACCUUAAGUAUUGCCAAAGCAGGAAUUAUCUGUCAACUGAACGCUCGGACUUCGAUCUUGGCAGCUGCCAACCCUUGUGAGUCCCAAUGGAACAAGAACAAAACCAUAAUUGAAAAUAUUCAGCUGCCUCACACACUAAUGUCCAGGUUUGAUCUGAUAUUCUUGAUGUUGGACCCACAAAAUGAACAGUUUGAUAGACGUUUGGCUCGUCACCUGGUUUCUCUGUAUUACAAGUCCCAAGAUGAAGAAAAUGAGGAGGUUUUGGACAUGGGCUUGCUACGAGAUUACAUUGCGUACACACGUGAACAUAUCCAGCCACGACUGAGUGAAGAGGCUUCCCAACGACUGGUGCAGUGUUAUGUGGAUAUGCGUCGCGUGGGCAGUGGUCGGGGCCAGGUCUCUGCGUAUCCCCGGCAGCUGGAGUCACUGAUUCGACUGGCAGAGGCUCAUGCCAAGAUGCGCUUCUCUCAGACUGUGGUAACCGAGGAUGUAGAGGAGGCUUACAGGCUGCACCGAGAAGCCCUGAAGCAGUCAGCGACAGAUCCACUCUCGGGCAAGAUUGAUGUUGGGAUUUUGACCACUGGUCUAAGCUCUGCAGCACGAAAGCGCAGGCAAGAACUAACGCAGGCUUUGCGGAAGCUCUUAACUACAAAGGGAAAGGGUGCGUCACUUAACUACCAGAAGGUGCUGCAAGAGAUGAAAGAAUCUUCACAAUUGAUGGUGACCCGAGAAAUGUUUGAAGAUUCACUGAAGGAGUUGCAAGAUGAAGGAGUGGUCACCCUCCCCAGCAGAACCACAAUUAGGAUUUGUUAGUAAUCAGCAGUGAUGCUGCUAACUCCCAACCAUAUCCAUGUUCAUUUAUAAAAAUUAAAUAUAAGAAUAAAUAGUAUUGUUUUAUUUCA
Homalodisca vitripennis (glassy-winged sharpshooter) is the source of this 2836-nucleotide messenger RNA. It is a transcript of the gene dpa, whose product is annotated as DNA replication licensing factor MCM4. Gene Ontology annotation, biological process: DNA replication; DNA strand elongation involved in DNA replication; double-strand break repair via break-induced replication. Gene Ontology annotation, molecular function: ATP hydrolysis activity; single-stranded DNA binding; ATP binding. The record is from RefSeq and is a predicted model, not a curated record. Lineage: Eukaryota; Metazoa; Arthropoda; Insecta; Hemiptera; Cicadellidae. Gene Ontology annotation, cellular component: MCM complex; nucleus.